Messenger RNA from Fusarium redolens, 337 nucleotides. RefSeq lists its product as uncharacterized. The coding region runs from base 34 to 234 and encodes 66 amino acids. NCBI's taxonomy places the organism in Eukaryota, Fungi, Ascomycota, Sordariomycetes, Hypocreales, Nectriaceae. The transcript has 2 exons. The record is from RefSeq and is a predicted model, not a curated record.
CAUCGACAUCAACAUCUCAACUCAAGAUCAAACAUGUGUAAACACUACAUCACAACAACAAGGUGCCGAGGCUGCGGCCACUGUGUCGACAUCGACUUCCACGAUACCUACUGCGAUGCCUACAAGAAGUCGAAAGACUGUCGCCGAAAAGUCCAGCACGAGCAGAAGGAGGUUGAUGCUUCAAAAUGCGAUGAGUGCAAGCAGAGACGAAAAAAGAGACAAGCUUCAGGUUAGGAGAGCCCAAUGCUAUAGUUCUAGGUCGUCCUCGUGGAAAAUAAGUGAAGCUAUCACGAACUCUUGGACGGUUGACUAGCUCAGCUCAUUAUUUAGUCCAGGG